GCCCCUCCCCGCGGCGCCCGGAGCCAGCGGCGGCCGUGCAGGAUGAAGGACCGGACCGGGGAGCUGCGUGCCGCCAAGGACAGUGAUGAUGAUGAUGAAGUCACCGUCAGCGUGGACAGAGACCGCUUCAUGGAUGAGUUCUUUGAGCAGGUGGAAGAAAUUCGAGGGUUCAUUGAUAAGAUUUCGGAGAACGUGGAGGAGGUGAAGAGGAAGCACAGUGCCAUCCUUGCAUCCCCCAACCCUGAUGAGAAAACCAAGGAGGAGCUGGAGGAGCUGAUGUCUGACAUCAAGAAGACGGCGAACAAAGUGCGCUCCAAGCUAAAGAGUAUUGAGCAGAGUAUUGAACAAGAGGAAGGACUGAACAGAUCAUCUGCUGACCUGAGGAUAAGGAAAACUCAGCACUCCACCCUGUCCCGCAAGUUCGUGGAGGUGAUGUCGGAGUACAACGCCACGCAGACCGACUACCGGGAGCGCUGCAAGGGCCGCAUCCAGCGGCAGCUGGAGAUCACUGGCAGGACCACCACCAGCGAGGAGCUGGAGGACAUGCUGGAGAGCGGCAACCCAGCCAUCUUCUCCUCUGGGAUCAUCAUGGACUCAAACAUCACCAAGCAAGCGCUGAAUGAGAUUGAGACGAGACACAGCGAGAUCAUCAAACUGGAGAACAGCAUCCGGGAGCUGCACGACAUGUUCAUGGACAUGGCCAUGCUGGUGGAGAGCCAGGGCGAGAUGAUCGACCGCAUCGAGUACAACGUGGAGCACUCGGUGGACUACGUGGAACGCGCCGUGUCUGACACCAAGAAGGCGGUGAAGUACCAGAGCAAAGCCAGGAGGAAGAAGAUCAUGAUCAUCAUCUGCUGCGUGAUCCUGGGCAUCGUCAUUGCCUCCACCUUCGGCGGCAUCUUCGGCUGAGGCCGCUGCCGGGACUGAGCGUGGGGGAGGAGCCUCGGGCCGGGCGCCGCAGCCCCGCAGCGUUUCAGUUCGUGAUGCAUGGUUGUUUGUGACAUGGCUGUGUGUGGUGCGUCUGCGUGGAGGGAGCGCCGGCCCCGGGCACAGGCAGGCUGCCAGGGGGCUGUGACGGGUGCCAGGGGGACCCUGGGAGGGGGAACCCGAGCUCUCAUCGCUGCUCCGGCCUCGGCUGGCUGCCAGGGCUGCGCUGGGUUGCCCUCGGGUGCUGCUGCUCACCCUGCGCUGGGCCGGGGAGGGACUGCUGAAGGGUGCUGGGGGGCCUGGGGAGCACAGUGCCCAGCCACCCUCCCCCAGCUUCCCCAGCACCUCCAGCCACAGCUCUCGUGUCUCUCGGCCCUGUCUGUGCUUGUGAACCCCUUUGCUCCCGGGGCCCUUCCCCAGGGCCGCCUCUGCCCUGCCCAUGGGGCUCCAUCCCUGGCUCUGCCUCCCCGGGCAAGCCCCUGCUCUGAGGGGGGUGCCAGGGGCUGGAUGUGCUGCUGAUGGAGGUGGGUGCCAGGCAGAGCCAUGUGGGCUGAGGAGCUGCUGCUGGGGCGUGGGGAUGGGCCACAGCAGACCCUGGUGCAGCACAGGUACUGCAAUACCAGCGUGUUUCACUGGCCACUCGCCCUGCACCAAGGCCUCAGGGUUCUGUUCUCAGCCCUGGCACACGAUGGCCCUGGCUCCUGCUGCUCCCAGGCCUGAGCUUUGGCUGUUGGGGCUCAGGGCUUGUGUGGGGACUGGAGGCAGCUGGGCCUACUCCUCUCAUGGUCCCAGGAGCAGCCCUUGUUGCAUCCACCUCCCUGUGAGCGAGGAGCAGCAGCAGCCUUCCUCCUCUGUGCCACCCCCUCAGCAGGGCAGUGCCCAGCUGCCCCUGGCACCUGUCUGUGCCCCUGCCACCUCCUCCUGGCACCUGCCUGUGUCCCUGCCACCUCCUCCUGGCCCCAUGCCCUUCUGCCUGCUCCCCCUGGGCUGCCCAGCAGCGCUGGUGCUUGGUGAGUGCUGCAGGAGCACCGUGCUGCCUCGUGCCCCUGCCGUGCCCCCUGCAGGGGUGCAGCCCCUGUGGGUUGGCCUGAGCCUGCUGGCCCCGUGU
This is a messenger RNA of Colius striatus (speckled mousebird), 2035 nucleotides long. RefSeq names its product syntaxin 1A (gene STX1A). Gene Ontology annotation, biological process: intracellular protein transport; synaptic vesicle fusion to presynaptic active zone membrane; exocytosis. The transcript is spliced from 10 exons. Bases 43 to 909 code for a protein of 288 amino acids. NCBI's taxonomy places the organism in Eukaryota, Metazoa, Chordata, Aves, Coliiformes, Coliidae. Gene Ontology annotation, molecular function: SNARE binding; SNAP receptor activity. Gene Ontology annotation, cellular component: endomembrane system; synaptic vesicle; plasma membrane. The record is from RefSeq and is a predicted model, not a curated record.